Molecule: messenger RNA, 1647 nt
Organism: Talaromyces amestolkiae
Lineage: Eukaryota; Fungi; Ascomycota; Eurotiomycetes; Eurotiales; Trichocomaceae
Exons: 2
Coding region: 1-1647 (548 amino acids)
Biological process (GO): L-threonine biosynthetic process
Molecular function (GO): pyridoxal phosphate binding; threonine synthase activity
Source: RefSeq, a predicted model, not a curated record
AUGUCGCAUACACAAUCGCAACGAUACCUCAGUACGCGGGGUUCUUCCUAUGGCCUCUCCUUCGAGGAAGUUGUCCUCAAAGGUCUUGCCUCUGACGGCGGUCUUUUCAUCCCCGAGCAAAUCCCUGAACUCCCCGCUGGUUGGGAAACCGAAUGGCGCGAUCUGAGCUUCGAGGAUCUCGCCUUCAAAAUCUUCUCUCUCUACAUCUCCACCAGCGAAAUCCCCUCGGACGACCUUAAAGAUAUUAUCCGUCGAUCAUAUUCUACAUUCCGGCAUGAAAAGCGCACUCCGCUUGUCGAACUCAGCAAGGACAAAAAGCUGCACCUUCUCGAGCUUUUCCACGGUCCGACAUUCGCCUUCAAGGAUGUUGCUUUGCAAUUUCUGGGCAAUAUGUUUGAGUACUUCCUCGUACGGAAGAACAAGGGCAAGCAAGGAAAAGACCGUCAUCAUUUGACAGUCAUUGGUGCAACAAGUGGAGAUACUGGUUCUGCCGCUAUUUACGGUCUUCGAGGCAAGAAGGAUGUUUCUGUCUUUAUCCUCUUUCCCAAGGGCAAAGUGUCCCCCAUCCAACAGGCUCAGAUGACCACAGUAUUGGACGCGAAUGUGCACAACUUGACUGUCGAGGGAACUUUUGACGACUGCCAGGAUAUUGUAAAGUCCUUGUUUGCCGACGCCGAUCUCAACUCGACGCAUAACGUUGCUGCUAUUAACUCCAUUAACUGGUGCCGUAUCUUGGCACAGAUUUCAUACUACUUCUACUCAUAUUUCCAGUUGACAAAACAAGUUGGCUCCGCGUCCGUCCGUUUCGUUGUUCCGUCCGGUAACUUCGGUGACAUUCUGGCUGGUUGGUUCGCGAAGAGAAUGGGUCUUCCCGCUGAGAAACUCGUCAUUGCUACAAACGAGAAUGAUAUCCUCGACCGCUUCUUCAAGAGCGGUGGCCACUACACCAAGAAGCCUAUCCAGGGUAAGGCUGCCGAAGGCGGACUUGUCCAGGACGGCGUCAAGGCCCACGAAGAAGGUGUCAAAGAGACAUACAGCCCAGCAAUGGACAUCCUCGUCAGCAGCAACUUUGAGCGUUUGCUAUGGUUCCUUACAUUCGACGCCGAAACGGGCUCGAUCGAUGAGCGUCGCGCAAACGCUAGCAAGCGCAUCAGCAGCUGGUUGAGCGAGCUCAAAUCCCAAGGUGGCUUUAGUGUCAGCGAAGCUGUCCUCGAAGGCGCUAAGAAAGAAUUUGAGAGUGAGCGUGUCAGCGACGAAGAGACUCUUGAAAUCAUCCGCAACAUCUACACUUCUUCUUUCCCCGCCAACCUUGGGCCCGGAAGUGCACACAGCUCCAAGACUGGCGGCUACAUCCUCGACCCUCACUCCGCUGUCGGUGUAGGCGCUUCCUUUAGAUCCAUCCAGCGCAGUCCCGAGGCGCAUCACAUUUCCUUGUCAACUGCGCACCCCGCCAAAUUCGGUAAUGCGGUUGACCUAGCACUCCGCGGCCAAGAGGGAUACGACUUUAGUGAAGUACUACCACAGGAGUUUGUGGGGCUAGAGCAAAAGGAGAGCCGCGUGACGCCCGUUGGCGCUGGGUUGGGAUGGCAGGGUGUGCGCGAGAUUGUGAAGACGGAGGUUGAGCAGGAGCUUCAGGGGCUUCGAUGA